Psilocybe cubensis is the source of this 2736-nucleotide messenger RNA. RefSeq lists its product as uncharacterized. The record is from RefSeq and is a predicted model, not a curated record. The transcript is spliced from 8 exons. Gene Ontology annotation, molecular function: ATP binding; ATP hydrolysis activity. Gene Ontology annotation, cellular component: cytoplasm; cytosol. NCBI's taxonomy places the organism in Eukaryota, Fungi, Basidiomycota, Agaricomycetes, Agaricales, Agrocybaceae. Gene Ontology annotation, biological process: cellular response to heat. Bases 1 to 2736 code for a protein of 911 amino acids.
AUGACGAGUAAUAUGGAAUUCACCGAUAAAACACAGCAAACGCUUGCUGAAGCUAUUCAGCUUGCCAAAGAUUAUGCCAAUGCUCAAGUCUAUCCUGCUCAUUUAGCCUUUGUGCUACUCAAUGAGGGAUCAUCUUCAGAGCCUUCCAUGCCUGGUGCCCCUCCAUCUUCAUCUAGUUCUGGCGCUCCACUAUUCGCUUCUGUAGUGUCAAGAGCUGGUGGUGAUCCAGUUGGUGUAAAGCGCAGCGUGCAGAAAUUGAUAGUCCGACUUCCUACUCAAAGUCCUCCGCCAGAUGAAACUUCACUGUCAGGUGCCUCUAUGAAAGUCCUUCGCGAAGCCCAUUCCCUACAGAAAACGAUGCACGACUCCUACAUUGCCCAGGAUCAUAUUCUUCUUGCUUUGAUCCACGAUCCAUCAAUAGCAACUGUACUCAAAGAAAAUAGCCUCACCGAAGCUGCCGUCAAGACAGCCAUCGAACAAAUUCGCGGCAACCGACGUGUAGACUCUAAAACUGCCGAGCAAGGCUUUGAUGCUUUGCAGAAAUAUGCCGUGGAUCUGACGGCUUUAGCUGAAGAGGGCAAGAUUGAUCCUGUUAUUGGUCGCGAUAACGAAAUCCGACGUGCCAUUCGUAUUCUGUGCCGAAGGACAAAGAAUAACCCUGUACUCAUUGGAGAACCUGGAGUCGGUAAAACUGCGAUCGCCGAGGGGUUAGCCCAGCGAAUCGUCAAGCGUGAUGUACCAGCCAGUCUAAUUGCCCGUCUAUACUCUCUCGACAUGGGUGCCCUCAUGGCUGGCGCCAAAUAUAAGGGCGAGUACGAAGAACGAAUCAAAUCCGUCUUGAACGAAGUCGAAAAGGCGUCUGAAGAUGGUGGUCCCGGAAUCAUUCUCUUCAUCGACGAGCUUCAUCUCAUCAUGGCUGGGAGAGGCGCAGAAGGUGGAGGCAUGGAUGCCGGCAAUCUUUUCAAACCUCUUCUUGCCCGAGGAAAACUCAGAUGUAUCGGUGCGACCACCUUAUCCGAAUAUCGCAAGUACAUCGAAACCGAUCCUGCCCUGGAACGUCGAUUCGCUCAAGUCCUCGUGAACGAACCUACUGUGCCGGAGACGAUUAGCAUCCUUCGUGGAAUUCGAGAAAAGUAUGAAGUCCACCACGGUGUUCGCAUUCUCGAUGGCGCUCUCAUCACAGCAGCGACUUUGGCCCAUCGUUAUCUAACAUCAAGGCGCCUUCCAGACUCGGCAAUUGAUCUUGUCGACGAAGCUUGUGCUAGUGUUCGUGUUACCCGCGAAACCGAACCGGAAGCCAUCGACAAGCUGCAACGUAGAAAGCUCGAACUGGAGGUUGAGAUUCAUGCUCUCGAGCGUGAAAAGGACGCCGCCAGUAAAGAGAGGUUACAAUUGGCUAAAAAGGCCAUUGCGGACGUCGAAGAGCAACUUCAACCCCUCAAAGCGGCGUACGACAAUGAGAAGAAGCGAGGAGAUGAAAUUAACCAAGUCAGGCGCAAGAUGGACGAGCUCAAGGCAAAGGUUGAAGAAGCUGAACGAAGAUACGAUCUUGCAACCGCAUCUGAUCUUCGCUACUAUGCAUUACCUGAUCUUCAAGCUCGUCUCGAGAAGCUGGAAGCCAAAAAGGCCGCUGAGGACGCUGCAUCUGCUGGAUCAGGAGCCGAUACCGUUACCCCAGACCAAAUUGCGGACAUUGUCGCGAAAUGGACCAAUAUACCUGUUACGCGUCUCGUAACUACAGAGAAAGAGAAGCUGCUUAGAAUGGAGAAGGUCCUUUCCGAUAGUGUUGUUGGCCAGCAGGAUGCAGUCAAAGCAGUCGCAAACGCAGUCAGACUGUCUCGUAGUGGUUUGUCGAACCCAAACCGACCAGUUGCCAGUUUCCUAAUGGCAGGCCCGUCGGGAACGGGUAAGACGCUUAUGGCUAAAACGCUCGCCACUGUACUUUUCGACUCGCCAGAUACUAUGAUCCGUAUCGACGCCUCGGAAUACUCUGAGAAGCAUUCAAUUUCAAGACUUAUCGGUUCUCCACCAGGAUAUGUUGGAUACGACGCCGGCGGUCAACUGACGGAGUACAUCCGCCGUAAACCUUAUUCCAUCAUACUCAUUGACGAGAUCGAAAAGGCGUGUCGCGAAUUUGUCACGUUGUUCCUGCAAGUUUUGGAUGACGGUCGCCUGACGGAUGGUCAAGGUCGCGUUGUCGACAUGCGCAACACUGUUAUCAUGAUGACCUCUAACUUGGGUGCUGCGUAUCUCAAUGAGAUGGGACAGGGACCUGUAGACACCAAAACAAGAACACUUGUUAUGGGUGCAAUCCAAGCGCACUUCCCACCGGAGUUCAUCAAUCGUAUUGAUGAUAUCGUUAUUUUCCGCGCACUCUCGCAGAAAGACAUCCUCAAGAUCGUUGAUAUCCGCCUCAAGGAAGUCAACGACAGGUUGGCGGAUCGCAAGAUCGUGCUCGACGUUGACUCGGAGAGCAAAAACUACCUUAUGUCUGUGGGCUAUUCGACAGCAUACGGUGCCCGACCCCUCAACAGGGCGAUUCAGAGUGAACUUCUCAAUCCAUUGUCGGUACUCAUUUUGUCUGGCCAAGUGCUUGACGGGGAGACCGUUCGUGUUCGCUUUGAUGGGCCCCACAACCGCCUCACAAUUUUGCCUAAUCAUGAGGGUACAGGCGUGGAGAUGGAUAUCGAUGACCUUGACUCAGAGGAUGACAUUCAAGUUGAAGAGAUGGAUUAA